Molecule: messenger RNA, 8315 nt
Organism: Chelonia mydas (Green sea turtle)
Lineage: Eukaryota; Metazoa; Chordata; Testudines; Cheloniidae
Gene: NUP50
Product: nucleoporin 50
Exons: 8
Coding region: 495-1910 (471 amino acids)
Biological process (GO): protein import into nucleus
Cellular component (GO): nuclear pore
Source: RefSeq, a predicted model, not a curated record
UGCCUGUCACGGGACAUGAGUGAGACAAGGUGGGUGAAGUAAAAUCGUUUAUUGGACCAACUUUUGUUGGAGAGAGACCAGCACUGGGACCGCACAGAGCUCUUCUCCUACCCCUUAUUAUCAGUACUAUUAGGGAGCCGACACACACCCCGCGGCCACCACCCGCCGCCUCCCUCAGCCGCCAAGGCCAAGACGAAAGGGCGGAAGAGUCGGAGGCGCCCGCUGUGUAGAAACACGGCUUGGGACACGUGACCAGAAUUCGAACGACAGGCGCGAGAGCAACCCCACCCGCUCCAGCCCCCGACCGGCGCAGGCCGUUAGUGGGACGAAUCAAGAGAAGCCCAGAGUAUUGGCUGUCGGAGGCACGCGACCGGCAUUCCAACCGCCGGGCGCGAGUCACUCUCCAGAAUCUCCGCCCCCUUCUUUACCGCGUUUGCGCCGCUUCUCCGGCCUGUGCGUUGCCCGCCAGUCGGGCUCCGGCGAGGUGUGAAAAAAUGGCAAAGAGAAUUGCAGAGAAGGAGUUGACUGACAGAAAUUGGGAUCAGGAGGAUGAAACUGAGGAGGUGGGAACUUUCUCAGUGGCUAGUGAAGAAGUCCUGAAGAACAGAGCUAUUAAGAAAGCAAAGCGCCGAAAUGUUGGGUUUGAGUCUGACAAUGGAGGAGCUUUUAAAGGGUUUAAAGGUUUUGUUUUACCUUCUGGAAAAGGAGGUGGUGGCUUCACUGGAUUUGGUAAUGGUACAGAAAUGAAGCCUUUAGGAGGGCUGUCAAAUGGAAGCAGUGGUAUUUCUAAUACUCCCUCUUUCACUAGUGUAAAGACUGCUCCUGAAGCACAGCCUGCAUUUGGAUCCGUGACAUCAAAUGGUCCCACCACCACAUUGGUUGAGAAAAAGGCUUCAGGCACAAAAGCUAAUGGUGGCAGUCAACAAUCCUCAUCCUCUGGUUAUAGUCAAAGUAAAAUGUGCAGCUCUAGUGUUUAUCACAAACAGUUAGCAGCUCUAAACUGUUCUGUGCGUGACUGGAUAGUAAAGCAUGUAAACGCAAAUCCCCUCUGUGAUCUGACACCCAUAUUUAGAGACUAUGAGAAAUAUUUAGCAAGCAUUGAACAACAUCAUGGAAGCAGUAGUGAUAGUGGCUCUGAAAAUGAAAGUAACAAAACAACUGGAACUCAGUCUGUUCCUACAUUUGGGACUUCGAAACUUCAGCAAGGAUCAAUGUUUUUGUUUAACAGCAACAAAACUGAGGAUGAAUCAGACAAGAAAACUGAAUCUACAUCAGAAAAGAACAGGGAAUCACCAUUAGGAGCUGCAUCAAAUGUCUCAUUUAAUUUCGGCAAGAAUGUUGAUAGUUCUGUUUUGGGUUCCCUUGGUUCUGGCACAUUAACUAAUUUUUCAUUGUCCCCUGGGAAUUCGGGUGUAUUUGGAAAAGAUGCAAACCAGGGAAAGUCUGUCUCCACGCUUUCCACCAGGGUACUGGAAGCUCAGACAGAAAGUGGAAGUAGUGAGGAUAAAGGAGGAGAAGAGGAGGAGGAGGAGCCCCCCAAAGCAAUUGUUAAUGAGGUAAAGGAAGAUGAUGCCUUCUACUCAAAGAAGUGCAAACUGUUCUACAAAAAAGAUAAUGAAUUUAAAGAAAAGGGUGUAGGAACACUGCAUUUAAAACCUGCAGGAAAUGAAAAAACUCAACUGUUGGUGCGAGCAGACACCAAUUUAGGUAACAUACUAUUGAAUGUGUUAGUUCCGCCCAAAAUGCCAUGCACAAGAACAGGAAAAAACAACGUUCUUAUUGUCUGUGUUCCCAAUCCACCAAUUGAUGAGAAGAAUUCCACUAUCCCGGUCACUAUGUUAAUAAGAGUGAAAACAAGUGAGGAUGCAGAUGAAUUGCACAAAAUUUUACUGGAGAAAAAGGAGGCCUAAGCAUAUUGCAGUCAAAUGCCCUGAGAAAUUACUGCUAAACUGCUGCUACUCAUUUUUUCUUUAACUUCUUAGAACUCUUCUUAACGCUCUACUCUGACAUUCUAAGAACUGUUACAGGAAUUCUGAAAAGUUUGUGAGGAAAAGCUAAAAUGGCUAAUAAAAGCUUUAACUGAACCCAAGUGUCCAUCUGUCCUCCCUCCUUUUUUGGAAUAUCUAGUGUAUGAACCAUAUUUGGAUAAAAUUUGCACAUUUAAAUUAAAGUGAUUGCUGAAUGGACUGAAAUCAAAGUACAAAUUAUUGUACCACAUGUUCUUCACAGGCUUUAAGGGGAAGUGCAGCAACCUCCCUUUUUGAGAAGGGAGGAGGCUAAAUUGUUUCUAGGCUGAAUAGCUUUUUUUUUUUUUUUUUUUUUUUAAAUACAAAAUCAGUGUCUGCUAGCUUCGGGUAAGGGAUCUAAUCUUUCGAACUGUCACCUGCAUAAUUAUGUAUCUGAAUAACAAUGCCUCUGUAGAUUGUUUUUAAAUUUGUAAGAAAUUUGAUGUACUGUUGGGAUUCAGAGACUGCAUCUGUGGUUCCUCAAAAUGAUUUGCUUGCAUUAUUCCUGUUGACUUUAAUGUUGCUCUGCUGCAAACAAUUCAGUUUUGUUGUGCUUACUAUUGCAGCGAGUUAAUGGUGUGCAAUAGUAUCCACAGACAACUGGAAGACUAUUAGCUAUCAACCCACAACCAGACUGGCCCUAUAAUCGGUAUGCUUGUUGACAGAGCUAGAGGCCAAGGGAGGAGACUUCAAUACUAUCUCUCUCGUAGAAGUAUUCGUCCCUACUCCCUCCAGGUUAUGGUUGAGAGACAACAGCAGAAGUAAUUUGGUGGGGGAAAUUGGGCAAGGCAAAUACAUGCCCUGUCUGUUAAAAUUUACUAAGCGUGUCUCAUGAGCAUCAAAGUAAGUUUAAAAAAAAUAAAAAUUGUGUUGUAAAUUUCUCCUGACAUGGCCAAGAGUCUGUGUGUAAACUUGGUACUAUACUAUUAAAUAUUUGUCUUUGUGAUGUGAUAAAGCAACAGAAUAGUACUUGCUGGCAUCAAAUAUGGCAAUAGUGUUGGCUGCAGUGUUCUAUCUUUUGGACUACUGAAACAUCUUGAAGUGAGCUGUAGCUCACAAAAGCUUAUGCUCAAAUAAAUUUGUUAGUCUCUAAGGUGCCACAAGUCCUCCUUUUCAUCUUAAAGUGUGAGUAAGUAUUUAGUGUUAACCUGGAAGGAAGCUCGGAUGCUGUGUAGACAUACCCAUUUUAAAUGUAAAUUGGUGCCUUUUUUGCAUUUGGUUUUGUAGUUAGUCACUAAAGUUUGUGUGUGCGCGCGUGCGUGGGGUUAGUUUCCUCAAUUUUUUCUAACUUCAUGCUGGUACAUAGCUCGGAGGUCAGAACUUAAAUGUUUGCAUGUUAAUUCUGUGAAUGAAAAUCAUAAUGUGUACAAGUUUUACAGGCUCAGGUUAAAGGGCUAAGGGCUGAAAUUUUGCAUUUGUUUUUAGAAGACAGUGUCUUAAAUUUUCAGUGAAGAAAUUGUUUUGUAGGUUGCCAGUCACUGCACAUGGAGGGGAGUAACCUUUUGUGAUGAGCAGAUCACUCAUUAAGCACCUCACACUUUAAGAGCAAUUGUGUAUUAGACUGUUAGAGGUACUGUGCUUGGUACUGGUUUACUUCCUCAUGUGCAAAGAUGUAUAGUAAUGUGCUUUCCAUCAAUUGCAAUAUGGACCAAUAAACAAGAUAGACAGAAAUUCAUUAGGAGAGGCAAAUGUAACUAACUUUCCACAUGCCCCUUGCACAGCCAUCCUGAAUGAUAUUUGCCUCUGAAAUGAGUGAAAUCUGGGACUUUUGUACAUGCAUGUUUUGGUUUGCUCUUGAAGCUGGGUAGGCAAAGUAGAAGAGGCUAAUGAAUGAUCCUGCUGUAUCUGUGAUUCCAAGAGUUGUUUAAAACAUUAUUUAAAUUGUGAUUGUAUGUUUGAGGGUGGUGUUGAGGACAGGAAAGAGGAUGGGACAGAUGCUACUUAAUGAAAAUCUAAUAUGCUGGAAACUUUGUACCCCACAAUGCUCAAGCUGGCAAAUACACAAAUUUUCUAUCAUAGUUUGGGAAACAAUGAGUAAAGGAAGUGGCACACCUUAUUCUUUAGCUGAGCAUGUAUUGGUAUCAGUAAAUGGUGUGGAAACACACAUGGGAGAGGUGGAAAUAGGUAAGUGUAUACUCACAUCUUUACAUUAGGUUACCCUGUAAAGUCUCCCUUAAAAGGAAAAGUAUAUGUAUGAAAUGUCUUAAGUCUAAUAAUAUUAAAAACAGUAUUUUUCAUUUAAGCUCGUAAUCCUACAGUUUUUAUUACAACAGAUCUUUGCUGUUAACACUCUAAAAGAAAAUUAAACAGGGAAAAGUGAUAGAGAUAUGACCUGUGUAAAACUGAUCUAUGUAUCUUAUAUUGACUUCAGUUAUUUGACUUGUGAGAUGGGGAGAACUUCAAUAUAUACUUUUUUACGUGUAGUGUUCAAUUGUACAGCACAGAUUAUUUUGCUCCGAGUUAUAAAAACAAAUGUUGUGGCACAAUGGUUUGAUUUAUUUGUAGUUCAUAGGGCACUUUUGGAAGGAGAAACCUAAAAAGUAGAUUCUGGGAUUAGUCUACAGAUUUUAAUACAAAACCUGGGGAUUUUGUUUGUCUGCAUGAAAAUUUAACUAGAAAUUAAGCUCCAAAAACUAAAAGCAAAUGUAAAAGUAGUUGUUAGGAAAUUACCAUUAAUCAUAUAGUUUGUAUCAGAGUGUCUGUCUUAUUUAGAAUUCUGAUUCAAUAAAUAAUUUUUGUAUCUUGCCUUGUAGAUAGAGCAUUGCUGUCUUCUUUCAAGAAGUAUGGGGAAUAAACAGGAAGAACUAGAAAUACUAGUGAAUAAUCACAACUAUGACUUAGUUGGCAUCACAGACUUGGUGGAAUAAUACACGACUGGAAUAUUAGUAUAAAAGGGUACAGCUUGCUCAGGAAGGACAAGUAGGGGGAAAAGGGAGGAGGUUGUUGCCUUGUAUAUCAAAGAUGUAUACAUUUGGACUGAGGUCGAGAUGGAAAUAGAAGACAGACUUGUUGAAAAUGUCUGGGUAAGGAUAAAAGGGGUUUUAAAAAAAACAAGAGUGAUGUCAUGAUAGGGGUCUACUAUAGACUUCCUAACCAGGAAGAAGAGGUGGAUAAGGCUUUUUUAAAAAAAUAUAUAUAUAUAUAAUAUACAUACAUUCCAAAGCACAGGACUUGGUGGUGAUUGUGGACUUCCCCAGUGUCUGUUGGGAAAAUAAUACAGCUGGGCACAGAUUAUCCAACAAAUUGUUGGAAUGCACUGGAAACACACUUUUUAUUUCAGAAGGUGGAGAAAGCAAUGAGGGAGACUUCUAGAUUUGAUUUUUGACAAAUAAGGAGGAACCGGUUGAGAACUUCAAAGUGGAAGGCAGCUUGUGUCAAAGUGAUCAUUAGAAUCAAGAACUCUAUCAUUUCAUGAACAGUAGGAGGGAAAACAGCAAAAUAAAGAUAAUGGAUUUCAAGAAGGCAAACUCAGGGAAUUUGUAAGUAAGGUGCCAUGGGAAAUAAGUCUAAGAGGAAAAAUAGUUCGAGAGUUCUCUCUGAAAAACUGCCAUUAUUAAGGGCACAAGUACAUAUUAUCCCACUGCAUAGGAAAGAUAGGAAGUAUGGCAAGAGACCACCCUGGCUUAACCAGGAGAUCAAUGAUCUGAAACGCUAGUGUGUCAUACAAAAAGUGGAAACUGAGUCAAGUUACAAAGGAUAACCAUAAGAAAACCCAAAAGCCAUGUAGAGACAAAAUUAGAAAACCCAAGGCACAAAAUGAGAUUAAACUAGCUAAAGACAUAAAGGGUAACAAGAAAACAUUCUACAAAAUGUUAGAAGCAAGAUGAAGACCAAGGACAGAGUAGGCCUGUUUCUCAAUGAGAGGGGAAAGACAACAGAAAAUGUGGUAAGAGAAGUGUUAAAUGCCUUUGUUUUCACCAAAAAGGUUAGCUGCAAUCUGACACCUAACAUGGCAAAUGCCAGUGAAAAUGAGGUAGGAUCUGAGGCUAAAACAGAAGGAAGAGGUCAGAUGUCUUCAAGUCAGCAGGGCCUGAUGAAAUGUAUUCUAGAAUACUCAAGGAGCAGACUGAGAAGAUCUCAGCCAUUAGUAAUUAUCUUCAAAAUCUCAUGGAAGAUGGGAGAGAUUCCAGAAGACUGGAAGAGGGCAAAUAUAGUGCCCAUCUAUAAAAAGGGGGAUAAGGACAACCUGGGGAGUUACAGACCAGUCAGCUUCACUUCAGUACACAGAAAGAUAAGGGAGCAAAUCAGUUUGCAACCACCUCUGAGAUAAGGUCAUAAGUAACAGUCAACAUGAAUUUAUCAAGAACAAAUCAUGUCAAACCUAACUGCUUUGACAGGGUAACAAGCCUUGUGGAUAUGGGAGAAGCAGUAGAUGUGGUAUAUCUUGACUUUAGUAAGGCUUCUGAUAGUCUUGCAUGACCUCAUACACAAACUAGGGAAAUAUAGCCUACAUGGAGCUACUAUAAGGUGGGUGCAUAUCUGGAUGGAAAACUGUUCCAGAGAGUAGUUAUCAGGGGUUCACAUUAAAGCUGGAAGGGCAUAACGAGUGGGGCUCUGCAGUCCUGGGUCAGAUUCUGUUCAAUAUCUUCACAUGAUUUAGAUAAUGGCAUAGAGAGAGUGCUUAUAAAGUUUGUGGACAAUACCAAGCUGAGAGGGGUUGCAAGUGUUUUGGAGGAUAGAAUUAAAAUUCAAAAUGAUCUGGACAAACUGGAGAAAUUGAAGUAAAAAGGAUAAAAUUCAAGAACAACAAAUGCAAAGUAUUCUACUUAGGAAGGAACAAUCAGUUACACACGUACAAAAUGGGAAAUGACUAGGAAGGAGUAUUGCAGGAAGGGAUCUGGGGUUUAUAGUAGAUCACAAGCUGAAUGAGUCAGAGUAACAUUGUUGCCAAAAAAAAGAAGUGAACAUUCUGCCAUCUAUCAGCACCAGAGUUGUAAGCGAGAGACACGAAUUCUUCCACUCUACUGUCCGCUGAUAAGGGCUCAACUGGACUAUUUUGGCCAGUUCUGGGUGCCACAUUUUCAGGAAAGAUGUGAACAAUUGGAGAAAGUCCACUGCAAAGCACAAAAAUUAUUAAAGGACUAGAAAACAUGACCUACAAGGAAAGAUAGAAAAAAUGGGUUUGUGGAGAAAAGGAGACUGAGUAAAGACGUAAGUUUUCAAAUGCAUAAAACAUGGUUACAACGAGAAAGGUGAAAAAAUUGUUUAUUAACCUCUAAGGCUGGGAUAAGAGGCAACGGGCAUACAUUGGAACAAGGGAGAUUUAGGUUAGACCAUAGGAAAAGCUUUCUAACUGUUGGGUAGUUAAGCACUGGAGCAAAUUGCUUUGGGAGGUUCUUCCAUCUCGGUCAUUGGAGGUUUUGAAGAACAGGUUAGACAGACCCGUGUCAGGAAUGGACUAGUUAUUACUUACUACUGCUGUGAGCAAAGGGAACUGGGCUAGAUGACCUAUUCAGGUUCCUUCUAGUCAUACACUACUUCGAUUCAAUGUUGUGACAUUAAGUACCAGCUAUCACACAUUUGUGCAAGAGAAUUCUUCCCAAUCUGAGUUACAAAUGAUUGGUUUCAUUGUUACAGCUGUAGACUUUUUUUUUUUUUCCCCCUCCAGAUCUUUACAGGUUUGAGUUGUUGCUCUAAUUUUGGAGCUCUGGCUUUCUGGAUAUACUUUUUUCCCAAAAGAACAAGAUUAAAACCACUGCUUGUUUUCACAAAACCCUUUGUUGUGAAUCCUGUAACUUCCUUUUGCAAUCUUUUGUUCUGUAUGUGUAACUUCUCUGUUUUGAAGCAAAAAAGUGGGUCAAGUGGCUGCUUUUGCCCCAUACUCCCCUCUGGUUGAUGGCAAUCUAGCAAGAUUCUAGUUAAAUCUACAGUGAUGUAUGUAUCUUUAAAGUGAAUGUGUAAUUAAGCAUAAUAGGUAAUGAAUGUUAAGAAUGAUAUCUGAUUUAGUUCCUUUUGCAGCACCAUGACUUCUCAAAUGUCAAGACUUUUCUGAUGCCUUAAGUUAUUUAUUUGCAUUUGCUUAAUUUUGUGGCUGGUACAUGUGCAAGCAAAAACUUAAAUCGCGCAUUAAACAAAACUUCAGAUGGCAUGAAUUAGUAAUUAAAGGCUACUGAAUUGAGUAAUGUAAGAAUUCACUCUUUAUUAUUGUCAAAAUAGAUCUCAAAAAGCUCAACUUUUUCCAUAGGAACUGAUCUUUUAUUGAAUAAUAGAUUUGUCAUGUAACUUUUUAUGUUUUAUUUCUAAUACAUUCUGAGAAAAUGUACAAAUUCCAUGGAAAAUGUGAAUAAACAAAUGGGAGAUGUAACAAUC